Molecule: messenger RNA, 647 nt
Organism: Aptenodytes forsteri (emperor penguin)
Lineage: Eukaryota; Metazoa; Chordata; Aves; Sphenisciformes; Spheniscidae
Gene: THUMPD2
Product: THUMP domain containing 2
Exons: 3
Coding region: 366-647 (93 amino acids)
Biological process (GO): tRNA methylation
Molecular function (GO): tRNA (guanine) methyltransferase activity
Source: RefSeq, a predicted model, not a curated record
UCACCAGACUUGUCUUGGCAGUAUCAGAACAGGCAUAACUUCUUCUAAAUAGUCUUGCUGUCCACUGUGAGUAUUUAUCUUCUGGUUGAAUAUUCACAGGACUGUCACAUUAGUCUUGUGGUCUGUCUGGAGCUUACCUGAGCAUGUAGGCCAGACUGUGCAGUGAGUUAUGGAUAAAAGCAGACUGUGGUUUCUGUCUGUCUGUCUGCAGAUCUGUCCAGUUCAUUUGUUCUUUCAUUUUACAUGGGCUUUUCUGGGUGGUUGUACCAUUAUCUUAGGUUGAUUUUUUUGCUGUCUGCAGGCUUCCGUUGGCAAACAGAGAGUAUAUCAAAACAGCAGGACUGCGGUCAACAAUUGCGUGGGCCAUGGCAUCUCUGGCUGAAAUCAGUGCGGGGGCCUUUGUGCUGGAUCCCAUGUGUGGGCUAGGAACGAUACUGCUGGAAGCUGCCAAAGAGUGGCCCGAAGCCUGUUACUGGGGUGCUGAUAUAAGUGAUUCACAGCUGGAGGGUGCAGCUGUGAAUAUUAGGACUGCAGGCUUGAUGGAUAAGAUUGAGUUACUUAGAGCUUCUGUGAAAGGUGUGUCUGUAGGCUUUCCAAGUGAGACGUUUGAAGUUUCUUGUGGUUCUGGGAUUAUACCGGUAGUAUAG